AAGCGAAGGUAAUGCAAUAAAACUUUUGCGCGCGCAUUUCUUGCAGUACAUAACGGUAACGCUUCGGCCCUGUCGUCCUCUCUCUGUGCCUGUGUGUGUCCGUGUGUGGGUGGGCUAAAAAAAUAACACUCGCUCGCUGGCGCUCUCUCGCUCUGCCCGGCAUCGCCCCAUCUCGCUCUCAGUCGAUUCCCAUUCGAAUGCAAUUCGUUUCGUUGAUUUCUCGCAUUCGUGGCGUAGGAAAGGGGAAGGAGGAACGAAGAGGAAGAGCGGCCGGCAGCGACGCCGACGCCGCAGUCGCCGUGAAAGCAGAGUCCCUGGCAUCUCUCAAUCUCUCAAUCUCUCAGUGACAAUCCGUCGGUACGGUACUCGAAAACGGCACACGGAUUUUCCAAAUUCCGCAUAUUCGAAAUCUCGCGAAAUCGAAUCACAAUUCACAACCCAAAAAAUAUAUUCGAAAAAUAUAUUCAAACGAAAUUCGGAAUCGAAACAAAUUUUUAACACAAACCAAGUGCGCGAGUGUCUGUGUUGACUGUGAUUUUGAGUUUUAGAAUUAUUUUAGAACCCUGUUAAAGAAAAAAAUAUCAAAAAUAAAUAAGAGCAAAGAAACAAAUAAACAAGUGUGGGCCACGAUGAAGUAUGGAUUGUGUGACAAGUGAACAGAGUGAAAAGAACAAUAACAAGCCCAGCGCGAUCAAUAACAACAAUAUCGGGAUCGGUAUCGGGAUCAGGAGCCUAGAGGAGUUGACCAGUGGCAGUAUGAACACCACGGCCAUGUUGAUGCACCACCAGCAGCAGCAGCAGGCAGCCGCCGCGGCAGCUGCAGCGGCCGCAGCAGCCCAACAGCAGCAGCAAGCUCAGCAGGCACAGCACAACGGACGCGACGGCAGCAACAGUUCCCGCGGCGCCAAUGACGAUCGCCCCAAUGGCCGGAGCUCCCACACGGGCCGGGGAUCCAGCUGCUCGCCGGCCAGCUCGCCAAGCCGUCAUCCGAGCGCCGUCAGUCCCGUGAGCUCCCUCAAUCACUCCAUGAUGCAGCAGAUGCAGCAGCAGCAGCAACAGCAGGCUCAGCAGCAGGCCCAGCAGCAGCAGCACCAUCAGCUCAGUCCUCCGCCGCAUGGAUUGUCCUCCGGUAAUGGAUUGCCGGCUGGACUGCCGCCGCGAAUGCCCCACGGUCUGCCGCCCCAUUCUCUGGGAUUGCUCAACUCCCUGCAGAUGAUGCAUCAUGCCUCCCCGCUGGAACUGAUGGCCGCCGCCCAUCAUCAUGUGCCGCCAAGGUCGUACAACUCGCCGCCACCCAUUUCCACCUCUGAUCCCAGCGCCAACGAGUGCAAGCUGGUGGAGUAUCGUGGCCAGAAGGUCGCUGCCUUCAUUAUCAGCAAUGAGACAAUGCUCUGCCUGCCGCAGGCCUUUGAGCUCUUCCUCAAGCACCUGGUUGGGGGCCUGCACACGGUAUACACCAAGCUCAAGCGCCUGGACAUUGUGCCGCUCGUGUGCAACGUGGAGCAGGUGCGAAUCCUGCGCGGACUGGGUGCCAUCCAGCCGGGCGUCAAUCGCUGCAAGCUGCUCAGCUGCAAGGACUUUGAUGUUCUCUACAGGGACUGCACCACAGCCAGAUGCCUAUCGAUCAAGCCACCAGAGAGUAACUCUCUGCAAUUCCGCAGUUCCAGACCGGGUAGACCGCCCAAAAGGGGACCCGUGGGGCUUUCCCUACCGCCCACUCACCUAUCGCAGCAUCCGCAACUGAAAAAGCAUCGCCUGGACAACGGGGAUUAUGCCUAUGAAAAUGGGCACAUCAGUGAUAUGAACCGCUUGGAAAAGUCACCACUCCUGGCUAAUGGCUACAAUCCGCCGCCCAUCAAUCACAUGGCCUUCAUGCAGAUGAACGCCCACCAUCCUGGAGCGGCGGCUCUCAUGUCGCCGGGCAUGCCGCCCCAUGGCCUACACGCCCGUCCCGAAAGCCAGAUGCUAAAGGCCGCCGCCCAAAAUGCGGGCAUGUCAGCAGCAAACAUGGAUGCCUUGGCGCGUUCUGGGAUCUGGGAGAAUUGCCGGGCAGCCUACGAGGAUAUUGUCAAGCAUCUGGAGAGGUUGAGGGAAGAGCGAACGGACGAGCGCCAGCAGGUGAUGGGCGUUGGCUCCGGGGUGGUGGAUCGAGUGGGAAAUGUGAUGGUCGGCGAUAUCAAGCCCAGGGAUCUAAGCUCAAGGAAUUGCUCCCCCACCCGCCAGAGUCCUGUGCUGAAUCUUAGCAAAUCCGGCGGAAAUACUGAUCAUGGCGGCAGCAAUUGUGAUGCGGGUAGCGAGCGUAGCGACUGCCAUUCGGUGGCGGGUUCUCCGGGUCGAGGAGGAUCCCGUAGCCUGGACGAGGGCAGUCGCAGUGGGGGCGUUGGUGGUGUCUCCUCGCAUGUGGGCAGCGGUGGAAUUAUCGGGGUGGAGGAUGAUGAGGAGGAGGAGGAGAACCUCAGCGACGAGAAUCAAUCCGAAGUGGAUGAACGUUGCCUGGCCAAAGAUGAAGAAGAUUUGAGUGACACGGAACGUGAUAACCUGUCCACGGGUUCGGCGGCAGCUGCAGCGGCUGCGGCAGCGGCGGCGGCUCACCAGCUCCACCAGCACGCGGCCUCGCACCACCAUCAGGCGGUGGGCCUGUCACACCUGGGCGUUGGAGUGGUGCCCCAGCAUCAAAGGGGCUCGCCCUCAUCGGCGGAGGCAGCGGCUGCCGCCGCUCUGCAGCACCAAAGAGCCUUGAACUACUCCCAAUUGGCGGCAGCGGCUGCGGCGGCCAAUGGAGCGGCUGUGGGUGGUGGUGCGGUGCCCAAUGGACCGGCUGGUGCCGGCGGCGGUGGUGCUUUGACCCCUAACGAGGCGCUGAUGGCGGCCAACGAUGCGGCCGCCUUGGCCGGAGGUCUGGCCCUGGGUCCCCUGGGCAUUGAUGCCCAUGCUGCUGUGCCCGCCAGCUCCACGGAAACGCUGCUCAGGAAUAUCCAGAGUCUGCUCAAGGUGGCGGCGGAUAAUGCCAGGCAGCAGGAGCGUCAAAUUAGCUACGAGAAAGCUGAGCUCAAGAUGGACGUUCUCCGAGAGCGAGAGGUCAAGGAUUCUUUAGAGCGUCAACUUGUCGAUGAACGUAAACUGAGAGUUCUCUACCAAAAGCGUUUCCGACGCGAACGUAAGAUACGCAUUCGCUUUCAGCAGCAACUUGGCGGCGGCAGCGGUGCCUCCAAGGGCAGCCCCAAUGCCAAUGGUAGCGGUGGCGGUGGCUCUGGAUCCGCUUGCAGCGAAUCCGAGGCUUGUGGGGGCGGUGGCUCUGAUUCCAAAUGCAGCACCAACAACAACAAUAAUAAUAACAAUAACAAUAGCAACAGCAGCAGCCACGGCGGUGAUGUAGAGGCGAUGAAAGAAAACGACAACGGCAGCGAAAAGUCAGACAAAUCCCUGGGCUCCAAUUCCUCCUGUGAUGUUACCGCCGGACACUCGGCCGGUUCCGUUUCCGGUUCAAUUUCCGCGGGUGCCAACUGCCCGGACUCGCCCACCCACUUCAAGCGGGAGCCACACUCCGAUCACGAGGGCUCUGUGGAGCGUCAGCAUCGCUCUUCGGCCGCCUCCCUGGGUGCCCAGGAUGAGGAGCAACGUUGUGGCAGUCGCGAGCGAGACGAACGGCCGCCAAGCGGUUCAGCCGCCGCCGCUGCCGCAGUUUCUGCAUCCGCAUCCGCAGCAGCCGUGGCAGCCGCAGCAGCUGCUGCAGAGGGCAGCCUGGCCGCAGCAGCAGCGGCAGCAGCAGCGGCGGCUGCCAGUAAUGGCAAGGGGCCAUGGAGCUAUCCGGGCAUUGAUCUAAUGGCCACCGGGGCAUUUUGGCAGAAUUAUUCGGAAUCCCUGGCCCAGGAGCUGGAGAUGGAGCGCAAGACGCGGGCGGCCAAUGCCGAGCGGGAUGUUAAGAGUCCGCUGUCGGAGCGGCCGACGGCUUACUACAAAAACUCCGUGCUCUUUGGUAGCGCCAACUAAGCACCUGGACAGGUGAAGGUGAGCCCCUCCGUAGGCCUGGAUAUAUAUUCACACAUAUAUAUAUUUGAUCUCAGAGUGCAAUCCCAACCGGCGGCUGCUCUUGAGGGCAAACUUUGUACAUAAAAAUAACCGAGUUAAAAUAAGACGACUAUAAAAAAAGAGUUUUGAGAACGUUGCAAACGUUGGAGCGGCCAUUUUGUACAUAUAGAGAAAUCAUAGAGAAAAGAUGCAAGAACUUCCGAUAUAACCCAUAUAGAGUGCUUAGAUCCAAUAACGUGCAGUAGAGUGUAAGCUUACAGAUACGUUGUAAAUACAUAAUAUAUAUAGCAGCCGA
Messenger RNA from Drosophila kikkawai, 4324 nucleotides. RefSeq names its product dachshund family transcription factor (gene dac). The record is from RefSeq and is a predicted model, not a curated record. Gene Ontology annotation, cellular component: nucleus; transcription regulator complex. Lineage: Eukaryota; Metazoa; Arthropoda; Insecta; Diptera; Drosophilidae. Gene Ontology annotation, molecular function: RNA polymerase II cis-regulatory region sequence-specific DNA binding; DNA-binding transcription factor activity, RNA polymerase II-specific. Gene Ontology annotation, biological process: regulation of transcription by RNA polymerase II.